Molecule: messenger RNA, 936 nt
Organism: Saxophila tyrrhenica
Lineage: Eukaryota; Fungi; Ascomycota; Dothideomycetes; Mycosphaerellales; Extremaceae
Gene: RBK1
Product: putative ribokinase
Exons: 4
Coding region: 1-936 (311 amino acids)
Biological process (GO): D-ribose metabolic process
Molecular function (GO): ribokinase activity
Source: RefSeq, a predicted model, not a curated record
AUGCCUCAAUCCACCAUCGCAGUCAUAGGCUCACUCAACAUCGACUUCAUCACCCGCACCCUACGCAUUCCAGAGCCCGGCGAAACUCUCACAGCAAAAUCCUUCGACACGGGCUUUGGUGGCAAGGGCGCCAACCAAGCGGUAGCAUGUGCUCGACUCGCGCCUAAAGAUGUCAUAGUCCGCAUAAUGGGCAAUGUCGGCGAUGAUAUCUUUGGGAAGGAUUAUUUUGAGGGGUUGAAGAAGGAGGGGAUUAAUGCUGGUGGGGUGAAGAUGUUGGAGGGGGAGAAGACUGGAGUGAGCAAUAUCAUUGUCGACGAGAUUUCCGGCGAGAACAGGAUACUAUUCACGGCCAAUGCGAACUACAAGUUUGGCAACAUGGAAGAGGGAGGGUGGGAUGUCGUGCCAGAGCAGGCAGACGUGGUGGUCUUCCAACUGGAGACACCGCUAGACUUGGUGCUACAUAACAUGCACCUGGCCCGCGAGAAGAAGAAGCACGUCAUCCUCAACCCAGCGCCCGCCUCACUGCUCCCAGACUCUGCAUACCAAGACAUCGACACCCUGAUCAUGAACGAGACCGAGUCGAAGAUCCUUUCCGGCAGCAGUCAUCAAAACCUCCCACCUGCUGAGCUCGCUCCGCUGUUCCUGAAGUGGGGUGUACAAGAGGCUGUCAUCAUUACUCUUGGUGGCGAAGGGUUGGUGUUUGCUACUGCUUCAGGAGCUUCAGGCCAUGUUGCUGCUCGGAAGGUGAAGGUCGUUGAUACGACGGCAGCUGGCGAUACCUUCGUUGGUGCGUAUGCGGUGCAAAGGGUGCAGCACGAAGGCGAGGCAGGAUCGUUCGAUUACAAGAAGGCGUUGGAGUUCGCUACCGGCGCUGCGGCGAAGUCGGUCGAGAAAGUUGGAGCGAUGGCCGCGAUUCCGUACUUGCGUGAGCUCUGA